Cyphellophora europaea CBS 101466 is the source of this 2175-nucleotide messenger RNA. RefSeq lists its product as uncharacterized. NCBI's taxonomy places the organism in Eukaryota, Fungi, Ascomycota, Eurotiomycetes, Chaetothyriales, Cyphellophoraceae. Gene Ontology annotation, biological process: proteolysis. Bases 1 to 2175 code for a protein of 724 amino acids. The record is from RefSeq and is a predicted model, not a curated record. Gene Ontology annotation, cellular component: fungal-type vacuole. The transcript has a single exon. Gene Ontology annotation, molecular function: serine-type carboxypeptidase activity.
AUGCUUUGUGAAUGGUGGCGGUCGUGGACUCUCUGCUGGAUACUUUUUACCGUUGGUUACGGCCAAGCGCCACCUGCCGGGAAUUAUGAUACAAUCAAUAUCAUAGCUUCGCCAGCCGAUGGCAAUAUUACCAUCAGCUUCAAACAGCCCUCGGUAGGUACAUGUACCACCGUCUUUGAAACACAAAAGCAAUAUACCGGAUAUGUGACUCUCCCUCCCAGUCCGGCCCGCUCAAACCAAGGCAAUUUUACCGUCAAUACCUUCUUCUGGUUCAUCGAGGCCAGGCAACUGCCCGAGACUGCACCACUUACAGUUUUCAUGAACGGUGGACCGGGAUCUUCCAGCAUGGUCGGCCUUUUCCAAGAAGUCGGCCCUUGUCAGGUCGUCGAAAUAAGUCACGACAGGCUUGGGACUGUGGCUCGAGAAUGGGGUUGGGACAGAAGCUCGAACCUCCUUUUCAUUGACCAGCCAGUCCAAACCGGCUUCUCGUUUGACAAGCCCACGAACGCUUCGCUGAAUCUUCUCAAUGACAAUUUGAUAUAUCCUCCGGCCUCGGUACCACUUACGCAGCCGUCGUACACCUUCUUGAAUGGCACUUUUGCGUCCAACAAUCCUACCUUCACUUCCAACACAUCUCAGCUCGCAGCUGAAUCAAUCUGGCAUUUUUUGCAAGGCUUUCUAGCGACGUUUCCGCAGUAUUCUCGACCUCCUCAAAUAGCUGUACCUCCUGUAGAGGAUUUUGUCGAGAUCAAUCUUUUCACCGAAUCUUAUGGCGGGAAAUAUGGGCCAGCCAUAGGUUCUUUCUUCCAAGAGCAGAGUGCAAAACGGCAGACUGAUCUUAGUCUCAUGAACUCAACUAUUGGGCUCAGACUCGCUUCCAUUGGCAUCAUCAACGGCUGGAUCGACGCGCUGGUGCAGACUCCUAUGUACCCCAUGUUCGCAUAUCAGAACUCCUACAGUAUUCAAACAAUCGACCAAGUCCAACAACUUAAUGCCCUUAGCUCUUUUCGAGGCGCAGGCGGCUGUCAGGAGCGAAUUACAUCCUGCCGGUCUCAAGAACUGGCGUACGAUGCAGAUUACAAUGGCGACUCCAUCCUUGUUAACGACGCGUGCUCAGUGGCAUAUGAAACCUGCAUGUCGGACGUUUAUGCACCAUAUUUGACAUCAGGUCGCUCACCCUACGACAUCGCCCAGAGCAACUUUGACCCUUUCCCUGCUUCACACUACCUCGAUUAUCUCAAUACGGUCGAAGUGCAGAGUGCAACUGGAGUACCGGUCAACUUCACUCAAUCGUCCUGGGCCGUCUGGCAUGCGUUCAACAGUACAGGUGAUUGGGCACGCAACAGUGGUAUUGAGGACCUGGUCGGCCUCCUCAACUCCGGCGUUCGCGUUGCACUAAUAUACGGAGAUCGGGACUACGUUGCAAAUUGGCUCGGUGGUGAAGCCGUAUCCUUUGCAAUUGCGAGCGAGGCAGGAGCGUUAUACGCUCCCUGGUAUGCUGCAGGGUAUGCCCCAAUUGUCGCCAACAAUUCUUACAUCGGAGGCACGGUCCGAGAAUAUGGCAAUCUCAGCUUCAGCAGAAUCUACGACGCUGGCCAUCUCGUCCCCGCGUACCAGCCGGAGACGAUGUUCACCGUCUUCUCUCGAAUCAUUGCAGGAACUGACAUCAGUCUCGGCACCAUUGCAGAUCUCUCGUUAUACAGCACCACCGGUGACGCCAACGCAACGCACCAGAAUGUUGCACCUGAAAUGGCGAGUCCAAAAUGCUUCAUUCGUGCCGUCAACAGCACUUGUGAUACCGACCACAGAAACAUGCUGGCAAAUGGAGCAGGCGUCAUCAUCAAUGGCGUCCUGUACGACCAUGGCAGUGAUUGGGAAGAGCCAAACCCUACUGUAGCCACACAGGCUGGGAUGCCUGGGAUCAAGCCGACCAUUAUGAGUGGUGUGCCAACCUCGACCGCGGGAAGCAGUCCUUCUGCAUCAACAGACCGCCAUGAAAGCAGCACCAGAGAGUCCACGAGUCUACCGACCGGUGUUUUUACCGCGACGGGCAUUCCAUCUGUCACCAAAUCCAGCUCUGGCGUGGCGGUGGCUACCAAGCCUGCCCUCAGCUCUCGUGAACAGGUAGCAGCUAUCAUGUUCCUGGGCUGCAUUGGCUCGCAGGUCUUGAUAUGA